GAUGUUCGGUACUACAGCGAGGAGAGCGAGGUCGACAUCCGUGACCCCAUCAAAGACUACGAGCUCUACAGAGAGACUUGCCAGGAGCUCCAGCGGCUGAUGGCGGAAAUCCAGGAGCUGAAGAGCAGAGGCGUCAAGGACAACGCGUCGGAGAUCGAUGAGCGGCGGAUUCAGAGCUGCGUCCACUUCAUGACCCUGAAGAAGCUCAACCGGUUGGCUCACAUUCGGCUGAAGAAAGGCAGAGAUCAAACCCACGAGGCCAAGCAGAAGGUCGAUGCGUAUCACCUGCAGCUCCAGAACCUGCUCUAUGAGGUGAUGCACCUGCAGAAGGAGAUCACCAAAUGCCUGGAGUUCAAGUCAAAACAUGAGGAGAUCGAGCUGGUGAGCCUGGAGGAGUUCUACAAAGAGGCUCCCCCCGAAAUCAGCCGGCCUGCCGUCACCCUGUCUGAGCCCCACCAGCAGCCCCUGGCCUCCCUGGAGCUGGCAGAGAAGUACAAGGAGUGCCUGACCAGCAAGGAGAAGAUCCUGAAGGAGAUCGAGGUGAAGAAGGAGUAUCUGAGCAGCCUCCAGCCUCGACUCAACAGCAUCAUGCAGGCCUCCCUGCCUGUCCAGGAGUAUCUCUUCAUGCCUUUCGACCAGGCGCACAAGCAGUACGAGACAGCCCGACACCUCCCGCCGCCUCUCUACGUCCUCUUCGUCCAAGCCAGUGCCUACGGUCAGGCCUGCGACAAGAAGCUUGUGGUGUCCAUUGAAGGGAGCGUAGAGGAAGCCAAAGCCCUGUACAAGCCGCCUGAGGACUCGCAGGAUGACGAAAGCGAUUCUGACACGGAGGAGGAGCAGACCACGAAGCGGCGCAGGCCCACCCUGGGCGUGCAGCUGGACGACAAGCGCAAGGAGAUGCUGAAGCGGCACCCCUUGUCCGUCACCGUCGACCUGAAGUGCAAAGAUGACAACGUGCUUCACCUGACCUUCUACUACCUGAUGAACCUCAAUGUCAUGACGGUGAAAGCCAAGGUGACGACUGCCAUUGAGAUGACAACCGCCAUCAGUGCGGGCAUCCUGACCUUGAGCGACUAUGUGACCGAGCUGGGGCACCCCUACGUGUGGGUGCAGAAGCUGGGCGGCCUGCAUUUCCCCAAGGAUCAGCCUCAGGCAGGUCACAGCCCCUUCCCUCUCCACCGGAACACGGAGCUGGGGUUGCUGCGGUCGAGGCUGCAGCCCCGCCUGGCUCUCCACAAGCAGUUUGCGUCGCUCGAGCACGGCGUUGUGCCGGUCUCCAGCGAGUGCCAGCACCUCUUCCCUACCAAGAUCGUCUCGCGCCUGGUGAAGUGGGCUGCCAUUCCCUACGAGGAUUACGCGGAGCUGCCCUACACCAAAGAUGUGAUAGAGGCCGGCUUGGCCGAAGACACUCACCUCUACUACAUGGCCCUGAUAGAAAGGGGGACAGCCAAGCUCCAGGCUGCUGUGGUCGUGAACCCCGGUUACUCCACGCUGCCGCCCGUCUUCAGCCUGUGCCUGAACUGGAAGGGAGAGCGAAACAGCAGCAACGACGACAACAUUCGGGCCAUGGAGAGCGAGGUCAACGUGAACUACAAGGAGCUGUGGGGGCCCAAACCAGGCCACCAGCUCCUCACCAACCAGCUGCAGCGCCUGUGCAUGGUGCUGGACGUCUACCUGGAGACGGAGCCCCACGACCCCAGUGUGGAGGGGCCCAAGGAGUUUCCCCAGGAGAAGAUGUGUCUGCGCCUGGUCAGGUCAGAGCUGGGGGGACGCUGGGGUGCACCUCACGGCUCCCUGCUCAAGGUCCUGUCCUGCGGCUAG
Messenger RNA from Opisthocomus hoazin, 1821 nucleotides. Lineage: Eukaryota; Metazoa; Chordata; Aves; Opisthocomiformes; Opisthocomidae. The record is from RefSeq and is a predicted model, not a curated record.